GAAAACACAAAAAAAAUUCCUCUUUUUUUCUUCUACACGAUGAACGACAGAGAGGAAGAUUCAGACUACCUCCGCCUCACCCUCUCACCACCCAGACAGAGCUCCUGCUACACCAGAUACUCCUCCGACUCUGCCCCCACCUCCGCCUCUGCUCCAGUUCUCGAAACUCCCUGGCCCAACAGUACCACAACCCGCCUCAUUGCUGCCUCCAGUCCUCUUGUGGAAACUCUCUGGUCUGGCACUACUACCACCACACCCAGCAUUACCACAGGUAGGGGCAGCACCCCUGCUGCCCGACCGCGCCGGACAGCAGCAAGUGGUAGUGCCACGGUGGGCGGGGCAGCACCGAGCCGGGCCAAGGAGGAGCGCAUUGUAGCGCCCUACCCGUGGGCAACGGAACGACGGGCAGUGGUGCACUCGCUGGACUAUUUGCUGAGUCAGGGGAUUCUCAGCAUUCGGGGUGAUUUGGUGUGCAAGCGGUGCGAUGGGAAGGAGAGCAGGGAUGUGGAUUUGCAGUCGGGCUUUCUUGGGCUCAGCUCUUUUUUUCUGGGCAGUAAGGACACCAUGCAUGACAGGGCACCUAAGGUCUGGAUGGUUCCACGACUUCUCGAUUGUGGGCUCUGCCACCAGUCUGAUUGCGUUAAGCCUGUAAUUGAUGACAAGAAGAGGAGAAUAAACUGGCUCUUUCUUUUGCUCACCCAGACUCUGGGGCUCUGUACUCUGGACCAGUUAAAGUACUUUUGCAAGCAUACUAAGAAGCACAGGACAGGGGCUAAGGACCGUGUGCUCUAUCUUACCUACGUGGGGCUUCUUAAACAACUCAAUCCAUCUGGGCCUUACGAGUAGAAAGAAUUUAUGAAUGUCUGUCUUUCUUUUACUAAUUGGAUCGACUGACAGUAUUUUUAGUCUGUUUCUGCCACUUUCUGCUAUAACAUGGCCCUUAAAAGGCAUCCCUUACAAGCUCCUCUGUGUACCAUCCAUCACCACCUUGGAAUAUUUUUGCUGAUGUUGGGUUAAGUUUGCCGUUUAUCAGCAUUCUAUUUUCCGUUUCAUGAUUGCUUUAUAAACCCUAAUUCUCAUGAUUUUCGCCUUCUCCGACUUCUGUCCUGUUUAAUGGGUUCUUUGGAUUUUGUGUUUCUAUGUCUCAGAGUUUUCUCGGUAGAGACAUAUUGAUUUUGAACUUUCCAAGUCUACAAAAUUUGAACUUUCUUACUUGUAUAAUAAAUUGGGAAAUGUAAAUAAAGGUAGCAGAGCUUUGCCAUGUGGAAUUGGAAUUAGUCUUUGCAAUCA
Cryptomeria japonica (Japanese cedar) is the source of this 1290-nucleotide messenger RNA. RefSeq lists its product as uncharacterized. The record is from RefSeq and is a predicted model, not a curated record. The transcript has a single exon. NCBI's taxonomy places the organism in Eukaryota, Viridiplantae, Streptophyta, Pinopsida, Cupressales, Cupressaceae. Bases 40 to 846 code for a protein of 268 amino acids.